This is a messenger RNA of Schistosoma spindalis, 5944 nucleotides long. Lineage: Eukaryota; Metazoa; Platyhelminthes; Trematoda; Strigeidida; Schistosomatidae. The record is from the annotation of a GenBank genome assembly.
CCGCUCUGGGAAGCCUUGCUUUGACCUUGAGAUCACAUAAGUAGGGCUUCGUUACAUGGAGCCUCAGAUAGUACCAUUGUUGAAGCUUACACCAUUAGAUAACCCACCGAAAUUCUUAAUACCUCUACAGUCUGCUGGAAAGUUUGUUAAGAAGUUAAGGGAGUCCGAGGCCAAUGUUGUGGACUCGCAGGCCAAUCGUUCCGGUUCUGAUGAGGACCAGAGAGCAUUACAAGCUGGUCUGUUAUACCUGGCUCUCACUGAGCCAGAUCCUAGGCACUCAUUUUGUACGGAUAUAGUAUUGACCUCUCGUGACAACUUAACUUAUGUCCUGUCAGAAAUGACCCGCUUGGUUGCGGAAACGUGGCCAAAAAUGACCCAAAGUGUCCGAUGCAACCUUAUAUCACUGUUGGGGGAGUUUAUAUCGACGAAGACUGCUAGUGUCGAAGUGUUGAUGCUCCACGUGUAUCGAAGAAUGACAACUGGUGAUAUUUCUCCUCAAAACCUGUGGCUCAUAGACAGCAUGGCGGAUCUUCUGGAAAAAAACAAAGAUUGGCUAGGGAGUUUGGAAAGACAACCGUUUUUGCUUCCCCUAACUGUAUAUACCUUACUUCGGCUCAUCCCAGAUCAUCAUUUAUCUCCUCAACAGGCUUCACUGGUCAAUUCAAAUCCUUCCAUUCAUCUGUCCAAGUUACGACAGAAAGAAUUGGCUUUGGUUGAGGAGCUUGUUCGGAAGAAUUUUGACCGUUGCGCCCAAAUUGGCCGUGAUUUCAUUCGUCUCCUACAUGGUGUCGCACGUCUGGAACCUAUGAAGCGUUUGUGGGAUGAUAUACUACAAAAUAUUUCUUCUUUGUCGUCUCAUUUUUCAAGUCCCUCUGAAAUUUUGGAAAUCACCACACCUCAGUGUUUUACACAGACCCUUAUACCACAUGAAAUGGAACAGUGGGUUCGUUGGAUGAUGAAAAAUGUUCAUUGUGUUCCGAGAGUUCCUGUUCAUCGUUAUCAAGACUUUUUCCAAAGGAAAUUCUUCUCAACUCCAGAAAGUCAGAGUCUUCGUGUGUGCCUUUUGCGUUACGUUGUGACUUACUUCUAUCCUGAUAAUGAAAUGUUAGCCUCCACUUUAAUACCACGGUGGAAUGUGGUUUCUUGGAUUCUUUCUCAAUCUACAUGUCCUGUUGCCACUGUUAAUGCUAAAUUGGCUCUGUUUUAUGAUUGGCUCUUUUUCAAACCAAAUGAUUGUAUAAUGAAUUUGGAACCUGCUUUAUUAGCUAUUAUGAAUCAUCUUAAUCCGCGUUCACAGCUGAUCGCAUUUUCACUCGUCGACUUUUUGAUUAAAAUUGUUGGAACCUAUUAUCCCCCAAUGACUGAAAGAAUCGUUAUGGGUGUCCGUUCUGGUCUGGAAGAAAUGAUUCGUUUAGGUGUUGUAAAAAGCAUCGCUCCUCUAUUCGAGUUUUUACACCGUUCGUCUUCUUUGGAUUUGUUGCGAUCACUUCGUGUUUUGUUGGGUCUUGAACCUAAUACUACUUUGACAAGUAUAGCAGUUCCACCUGUGGAAAACCCUAGUCGUCCGACACCUGAAAAAUGGCCAGGAUCAGGUGAUACUCCAGUGGUGAGCACGAACUUGAGCUCUGUUGCGAAUACCACGGUUGUUUCUCGCAAUCAAACUACUACAUCUUUAACGGUCACUAGGUCUUUAUCACCAGUCACAUUAAUGACAGAUAGUGGACCACCAACAGAUCCUCGUCUGACACGGGGUCACGCUGCUAUUCUCGCUGGGGCUGUUCCCCCAAAUUUAAAUUCUACAUUAACUGAAAAUCUUCCUAAACCUAUUUUAACAACAUCCGAAAUAAUUCCAAGUCUUCAGCCAGGCAUACCAAAUACUUUACAGCAAAAUCCAUCACCAUUUACUAUUUCACAGGAUGACUCAAAAACUUCAAUUAUCCCUGCACGUAAUACGUUACCUUCACUACCAUCUCUACCACGUAGUUCUCAGCAAUUAACAGAAGUUCAAAUAACCGAUGACUUGGAUAUAAUGGAGAUUAAUAUUUUGGAAAAUAAACCAACACUCACAAGAACUGCCACCUGGAGCCCACCACCAAUAGAAAGUCGACGUGUAAUCAAGAAAUCAGUUGACCAUGAACCAGAUACUCCAGAUUCACUGGAGUUCAAAAUUGAUAGUCUCCGGCGUCGAUUUCAAGAUUAUCAAAUUAGAUUUCAUUACUUUGUCGAAUCUGUUGACGUAAAUUCCCUGAUUAAGCAACUUGAUGGACCUAUACGAACAGCACUGGAACAGUUUCGUGAUGUAGCUAAACAAGUUGGUCUAAUACGUAAUUCUUCGAUUGGUUUAUGUGCUUCACAAAAUUUGGAUGAUUUGGAUAAUGGCUGCUAUGAUCAGGAACAAAAUUCCUCCGUAUAUCUUCGCUCUGCGUCUGUUCUUAAUGAUUUGUGCGAGUCAAUGGAGGCUCUCAUUCAAGCGGUACUUGUUGAAGACAGCUUCGAUGAUUUAGAGAUCGCUGGUCGGACAGCAGCUGUUGUAUGCGAAUUACUGUUCUGUUUAUUUGCACAACGUUUGAUGCCUGUUGGAGUUGAGUGGUCUGAAGAACAUUUGGAAGAUUGCUUAGAAUUCCCGAUAUUUAUUCCUUUCCGUCAUCUUUUACAAAUGAAUCCGGGUGAUCCCAAACGUGAAUUGCUCUUAUUAUUGUUAACAGAAAUGCAAACUCGACAACCUCGUCUCGGUUAUCAUUUAUUAUUUUUCCUUAAAAUUAGCAAAGUAAAUGAUGAAAAAAUGUCGAUUUAUCGUAAUUUUUGUGCUAGUCAAGAAAAUCCUAACUUACGAGAUUCUUUAUUCAAGGAUAUGCAAUUACUGUCCGAUGAUAAUCGUCGCCUGUUCGCAUAUUUACUUCCAGACGUAUUCACUGUGUUUUCAUCUGAACUAUCUAAUGACACGGAAUUUCUUCGAUUAAUUGUUGCCACCAUUGAUCCUGGAAUGUGUAAUUCUCUUAUAAGUGAAAUAGUUCGUGGACAUUUGAAUCUCUUUCCGAAUAACGAUUUGACCAAUAUCUUAAAUGCCAGUCUUGAAUGGAAUUCCAUCGAACAGUUAUUCUUUUGGCAGUUGAUCAAUGCUCAUGAAAUUCCAACUAAUCGAUUUCUACCAUUGAUUCAUUCUGUCGAUUCAUUUAAGCAUCCUGAAGCAUGUUCCAAUUUGAUUCUUCUCCUUAAAUUAGAAAAACCUAGCUUUGAAUUAGUUCGUGCUUUACUAUCUCGUCGUAAUUCAAAUGAUUUACUGUCAAUGACUGCACUGCACUUUUGGAGCUGUCCGGAUAAUCAACAUGCUGGACGUUUCUCAAACAUUUUAUGUUCGUUUAUCAAUGCACCUUUAUCUUCAACAAAUGCAGUUGGUGUAUCUUCAGCUACUAAUAAUCAAAAUAUGAAAGACGUCAAAGAUAAACGCCGCAGUUCUUCAAAACAUCAGUUGUCACCUGAGGAUUGUGUGGACCUAUCACUCAUCCUUACCCACUUGGAUUCUCUUCGAAGAAAUUGCAAAAAUAUAUCACGUAAUUCACUGCCUUUUAGUCUUUUCAUUAUUUUAAAAAUUGCUUUUAUAUUCAUGUUUCAUUAAUUAUAUACUUUGUUUCUUGCAUUGAAUGUUUUCCUGUUUUAACUUCAGAUAUUCAUCGUUCCACCGUCGAAAACAAUGCUACGAUAUUUCAGUAUUUCAGCGAAUCUUGUUUUUUUUCUAUAUAGGCUUAUCAAUCACAAUUGUCGCAUGAGAGCUAACUACUUUUGACCACUGAUAUUUCACAAAGCAAUCAAAAUAUGUGAUAGUAUCCCUUUGUAACUAAGCGUCAAAUUUUAAGUCGAUAGAAUUUUUAUUGAGAUCAUAAACCGACCUAAGUUAGACAAUCGUUGAUACACUAAAAGGGUUGUACGUCUAUUUCGUCCUGGUAUCGGACUCCUCAAAAAUGCACAUUCACGACCGCACAACCAGGGAUCGAAUUUGUGGACGUUUGACCACCAGACCACUGGCUGGAGUCCAGUAAUGGACAAAUUAAAUCCCAAUCAGUCCGCGAUAUUGCUUGACUGUCAUUGUCUCCAGUGGAUUUCAAUCAUGUCGAGUAUAAGGUUCUCAAUGGAAGAUGGUAGUUCACUAUCUCGAAUUGAUCGGGAUUAAAUUUGUUCGUCAUUGAACUCCUAAUUACUGGUCUGGUGGUUAGGCGUCCGGGGGGGAGACCGAAGGUCCUGGGAUCGAUCUCUGGUUGUGGGGUCGUGGAUGUUCACUUCUGCAGAGUCCCAUAUUGGAACGAAACAACCAUCCAGUGCUUCGAGGUUUUCAUCGGUUGUCUAACUAAAAUCAGUCAUUAAUGUAAACUAUAAAAAUGUAACAAUCUCCAUAGCCCUUAUACUGAUGUAGAAUUUCUUCUGUAUCCGUUUUUGGUAAUUAAUUUGCACUAAGCUAUUGUGUUCCAUUCUCAUCUACAUAUGUUGGAAGUUUUGCUAGAACUUGAAUUUCGAAUAAAUUCACCAAACAUUUUACAUGUCCGAUAACCAAUUUAAUUAAUCAUUCUUAACUUUGAAAUGAUUUUCUCAGAACUGUUUGAAUGUUGCCUUUUAUUAUUUCAUGCUUUUUAAUGAAUUUUUCUCCUCAAGUAUUGCAAGAUGAUGAUAUACAAUCAGCUCUUCAAUCUUUAGUGGUAUCACCUAAACUAUCUCCAAAUCUUAAAGAUCGUUUCUCUGACUUAUUGGCAUUAGUUGAAGAUCUUCCAGCAACACCUAGUGAUUGUCAUUCACAAAUACCAGACUCUUUGUCACGUUGCAAUUCUUCAGUUCAUAUUAAUGGUGAUGUGUAUAAAAGUGACGUUAGAAAAAAUUCAUCUGAUCGAAUAAAACCUACAAGUCAUGGUGGUAGCAAAGGUGGACAUAGUCUUCGUAAUUUAGAUUCACGUCGAGCAGCUGAAGCAGAAAGGCGGCAAGUAGUUUCAACUUACAGUAGUAAUUCAACUUCUUCAAAACGACAUAAUCAAAGUGAUAGUCAGUUGAAUAAUUUCGAUGGUGAUUCUGAUGGAAAUGAAGUUGGUUCUGUGACUAGUGAUUCGUCAUCUUGUUCGUCCGAAGAAGAAGAAGAGUCAGCAAUCAGCAGAAAAACUAGAAGUGGAGCAAUGCGUUCUGUAGACAAAUCUACGAAUAAAUUAAAAACAAGUGGAGGCAAACGUGUAAACAGUGAGGUAGCAGUGUCAAAGGAUCGUAAGUCAACAAAUAAACGUUCAUCUAGUCGUCAAGAAGUAGAUGAUGAAUCUGUUAAAAGCGAAGAUGAUGAGGAUGAUGAAUAUGAAGACCGUGUAUUGGAAGUUGUUGUGAUUGAUGAUGAAAGUGGCGAUGAUUCCAAUAGUUCCAAAGCCACUACGUCGCGAGGUAAUAACAAUAGUAAUAAUAAUGAUAAUGAUGAAGUCGAUGACGAUUGCAGGAUACGUCCAUCAAAACGUCGUAAAACAACAAUAAAGCGUUUUAUGUUAGAUGACUAGUUAUAACGUUAGAAAAUUUCUAUUUUGUAUAUAUUUAGACUUAUAUUUUUCAACGUUAUCUUUUAAUUGCUAAUUCGGAAUUGAAUGUCCUGCCAAAAUAACCUUGUACAUAGAAUCUAUUGUUUAACAAAUUGUACAGUAUUUCAGUACUUUUUUUACUUAUGUUUGUGACUUCAAAAUUCUUAUAUUCUUUGAUUCAAUCUUGACUCUUAAUUGUAUUAAAUGAAGAUCCUUGCUUCUAACAAGCUAACUUUUGACUAAAUACAGAUGUUUUUAUGGAGAAUAUUCCGAUUUACUUCUUUUAAAAAAAUUCUAUUGAUGUCUACCAGAGGUUGUAUCUAUAUAAAAGUGACUGGGAACACUUAUCUUCGAAGUAUAAUCAUCAGUUUUCUUUCCACUAGUUUAAUCCUUGAAUAUUUAUCAUGUUC